UCCAAGACUAUAUGAAGUUCCCUGUUCUUGCUAAGAGAUUGUCACUUCUGGGUGGGAAACAAACUUCUGCUAGUUCAUUUAAUUGGAGAAAAGGUGCCAAAUGUUUCCUCUCUUGUUUUUGACUUUUGUUGUAGCCAUUAAGGUAUUCAAGAAAACAACUCCAAAUGGGAAAGUCACAGUUUAUCUUGGUAAAAGGGAUUUCAUUGAUCAUUUGGAUAGCAUAGAUCCCAUUGAUGGCAUUGUUGUUGUUGAAAAUGAUUAUCUUCAGGGACGAAAAGUUUAUGGACAGGUAACAACAACUUUUCGCUAUGGACGCGAGGAAGAUGAAGUUAUGGGUGUCAAGUUCAGUAAAGAACUUGUUAUAUGCCGGGAACAAAUAGUUCCACUAAAGAAGGAAAAACAAGAUAUGACACCUGUUCAAGAACGUCUUCUGAAACGUCUUGGAGCAAAUGCAUAUCCAUUUUUAUUUCAAUUCCCACAAAGUUCUCCUAGUUCUGUUACAUUGCAACCUGGAGAUGAUGAUCAAGGAAAGCCAUUAGGAGUAGAAUAUACUGUCAGGAUAUAUGUUGGUGAACAUGAGGAAGAUAAGGGGCACAAAAGGUCAUCUGUUGCAUUAGCUAUAAAGAAAUUGCAAUAUGCUCCACCUACAAGAGGACGUAAAUUACCUACCUCCCUUGUUUCAAAAGGAUUUACCUUCUCUCAAGGUAAACUGAAUCUGGAAGUUACACUUGAUAGGGAGAUCUAUUAUCAUGGAGAAAAAGUAGCUGCAAAUGUCAUAGUUACUAACAACUCUCGAAAGGCAGUCAAAAAUAUUAAGCUCUUUGUAGUACAACACUGCGAGGUGACAAUGGUUAAUACUCAAUUUUCUCGACACGUGGCUAGUUUAGAAACACGUGAAGGUUGUCCAAUCACACCUGGAGCAUCCUUUACAAAGCAAUUUUAUCUUGUUCCAUUAGCUAGUAGCAAUAAGGAUCGUCGUGGAAUUGCUCUUGAUGGCCAUUUAAAGGAUGAUGAUGUGAAUCUUGCAUCUUCAACUAUGGUGGCAGAUGGUAAAACUCCUAGUGAUGCUAUGGGCAUUGUCAUCUCUUACUCCAUACGAGUAAAGUUGAAUUGUGGCACUUUAGGAGGUGAAUUAGUUACAGAUGUUCCAUUUAAACUAAUGCACCCAACUCCUGGAACUGUAGAAAAAGAAAGGGCUACUUUGAAAAAGAAUAAGAGUAUUGAAAGGACACGAUAUGAGAAUUCUUGUUAUUCAAAUGAUGAUGAUGACAAUAUCGUGUUUGAAGACUUCGCUCGUUUGCGCUUAAAUGAACCAGAGUAAAAAAAAGAACAUUUGCAAAAGGAUAAAUACUUAUUUUGAAAGAAUCUUAGAUUCACAAUUCUUUGUAGUAAAUUUAAAACAGAGUAUAAUAGAAUUAUAUGCAUAUACAUAGAAUUUGUUGAUUCUGGGAUUCUUUUGAUAUGAGUUAUGUCUAAGAAUUGAAAGAAUAAUAAGAGGUACAGAAGGCAAACAAAUUAUAAUAUCCAUAUGCGCUCAUUGGUAUAUAGAAUCGAAUAUUAAUAUAUCAAGAAGGAUGUAACAAAAAAAGUACAAAAAAAACGGAAAGCAUUAUAAAAAAAUUUAUAUCGUCUUAUAAUUUCUACCCGGUGGUGGUGGUCGGUUAGAAAUUCACAUAAAGGCGAAAAAAAAAAUUAAGUAAGCUUAAUAAAUAACUUGUAUUCGAUUAAGAUUAAAAUCUUCCCACCUUACCAGAAGUGACAUGUAUGUUAUUAUCUUUGAUUUAUGGUGAUUAUAACGUGUCUGUAAAUGUUCGUUUAUUACAAACUAAUGACAUUGUUAAGCCAUAUCUGUAUAUUAGAAGAGAAAUAAAAAUUUCGAAAUAUUAA
Molecule: messenger RNA, 1887 nt
Organism: Bombus huntii
Lineage: Eukaryota; Metazoa; Arthropoda; Insecta; Hymenoptera; Apidae
Gene: Arr2
Product: arrestin homolog
Exons: 7
Coding region: 101-1321 (406 amino acids)
Biological process (GO): G protein-coupled receptor internalization; signal transduction
Cellular component (GO): cytoplasm
Molecular function (GO): G protein-coupled receptor binding
Source: RefSeq, a predicted model, not a curated record